CCGGCAAGAAAGUAAUAAAAAUAAUACAAAUUUUUCUUAAAAAAAACUAUAUUUUGUAAGUGAUAUUGCCUGGUCUCGGAGAAAAUAUUGAUCGCAGAUAUAAAUUGUUGCUAUCGAUAGUUUCAUAGCCAUCGCAGCCAUUGGAACUUACCAACACUGUUUGUAAAAGUACGUUUACACUCGGAAUUUUAGCAAAAUAAAUACGAAAUGGACGCGGAAGACACCGACUGGCAGAACUGCCUGGUCGAAAUCAAGGACCGCGGGCAAUAUCUGCUGCGGUCGGAGAAGUGGGCCGACUGCCGCUUCUUGGUGGGCACUCCGCCAAAUCAGCAAUUGGUUGCUGCACACAAGCUCCUGCUGGCCAUGGCGUCGCCCGUCUUCGAGACGAUGUUCUUUGGCAACCUACCGGACAAGACGGACCCCAUCGUCAUAUCUGAUGUGCAACCCGAGGCGUUCGAGGCCCUGCUGGAGUACAUCUACACUGACCGCAUCCACAUCACUUCCUUCGACAAGGCCUGCGAGCUGUGCUAUGUGGCCAAAAAGUACAUGCUGCCCCACGUCGUGACGCGCUGCACCCACUUCUUGUGGGCCGAUCUCAGCCCGAAGAACGCCUGCCGGGCGUACGAGUUCGCCAAGCUCUUCGACGAGCCGCGUCUGAUGCAGAGCAGCAUGGACCUGAUCGCCGCCAAUACCCGCGAAGUGUUAUCGGACCCGAGCUUCCUUGACAUCGAGGUGCCCACCCUGAUGGCCAUUCUCGACCAGAACCGGCUGAACAUCGAUUCGGAGCUGGACCUAUUCAACUGCCUUCUCAAGUUCGCCAACGAGCGCGGCAUGCUGAACGAGUCCGACCGCCAGGAGGACGUUAGCGGGGGGGAGCCGGCUAGGGAGUCGACCAAUGUCCUGGUGGAGGAGAUCAAGAUGGAGCCCGAUGUAGCGGCGAUGGUGCAGCACAUGCACCAGGACGAGGAAGGUGAGUCCAGCUUCGAGUCAGAUCCCUAUAGUCAGCCGUCGACCUCUGCAGCCGGAGUUGGGAUGGCUGCCUCCGCUGCCGAGGCAGCUGGCGCCUCUGCUUCCGCCGCCUCGCCGCCCGUCAACGUGGAGAUCGAUGUGGCCGCCGCCUCCGACGACGUGGUGAUCAUCGACAGCGACGCCUCGGGCGACGCAGCCGCCAACAUGAUCAACCUGAUGGAUGCCCAGCGCACAAUACUGGACGGAGCAAUGCUGCGCCAGGCGGUGAAAAAGAUCCGCUUCCUGACAAUGACCCCCAAACAGUUCGCCGAGGGGCCGGCGCGCUCCAAACUGCUGCAGCAGCACGAGGCCCUGGCCAUACUGAUCAAGAUCUCCAGCCCGACCCUCAACGACUGUGACAUGCCCGAGGGCUUCUGUGUGUCGCGGAGCAUGCGGAACUACUACGAGACGGGGCUGCGCAUAGGGAACCGGGAGCUGGGCUCUGCCUACCGUCACCCGAGCACGGUGGUCACUUCGGGGGUCUGCUUUUCGGGCGCCGGGCCGUCCGUUCGCAGUGGCGGCGGGCCGAUCAUGAUGAGCAACGCCCAGCCGGCCUACCCGCGCAUGGGCGCCGCCAACAACGCCUGCAGCUUCGGAUUCAGCGUCUGCGAUGAUCAGCAGCUGGGCAUACGGGCCCAGGACCAGAUGGGCGUGCCGGAACCAGCACCGCUGCCCACUGGAAUGCGAUGUUUUGGAGAUGCCUACGAGGGGGGACCAGUGGGGGGUCCGCCACCACCACCCAACGAGAACGAGCCAGCUGGAGGAGGAGGAGCAGCCGGAGGAGGCGCCGUGCCAGUAAUUGGAGGACCAGGAGCAGCAUCAUCAGGUAAUUCGCACAAUGAUAUGGUGCGCGCCUACUGUAAGCGCUCCCUUACCCGCCAGUUCGAUUUCCGCAACACGAGCGUCACGGAUGCUGGCGUCACCUUUCAAGUAGACACCAAUAUAUGGAUACUUGGCGUCCAAGUGCCCACGAGGGUGUUGUGUGGGGAGCUAAUGACCUCCGCCGGCUUCACCGAACGCUACACGGAGGUGUUGUACGCCCAUAUACAAGAUAUGCACGGUUCCCGGAUAACCUACACCCAUUGUACGGCCCGAGUCCGAUACGAUUCCCAGCUAGACCUCACUUUUGACCGGCCAGUCUACAUCUACCGCAACCAGAUAUACAAGAUCUAUGUCGUAUUCAACAAGACGGGGUGGUAUCCAAUGUACUCGUGCGUCCCCGACGCCAGCUGCCAUCGCGUCAAGUUCAUGUUCAACGUCGGACUACCGACCGAGUCUGUGCGCGACGGCCUCAUCUACGCCAUCAUUUUCUCCACCCCGCAGGAGCAUGGUCGGAAUCUGGUAGACUAGAGUUAACUUAGUUUAGGCUUUGUAUUUUAUUGUACGUGAUAGCUGGUAGGCUUUUAUGCUAGAAUUAGUUUGUCAAAUUGCCAGUAACCUUUGGUUAGUGUUCGUUCCAAAUUGUAUUUAUUUCGAAUUUACAAAUUGUAUCCCCAAAGCGGAAUGGGAUUCUGAUCCGAAUCCCAAACCGCCACUGCAAUAUCAUUAAGAGUUCACCUUUUCUGUUUAA
This is a messenger RNA of Drosophila ananassae, 2578 nucleotides long. RefSeq lists its product as uncharacterized. Gene Ontology annotation, cellular component: cytosol; P-body. Lineage: Eukaryota; Metazoa; Arthropoda; Insecta; Diptera; Drosophilidae. Gene Ontology annotation, molecular function: protein binding. Gene Ontology annotation, biological process: neurogenesis. The transcript has 3 exons. The record is from RefSeq and is a predicted model, not a curated record. Bases 208 to 2358 code for a protein of 716 amino acids.